CCAAAUUAGAUGCAAGCUUUUCGAUUGAAGCAGUUUUUGCAUCAAUAAGCAAUGAAAACCAGCCAUAAAUUUCCCUCAAACAUGUAGCAUAAUUACCUGCACGCCGGAAAUAGCAGACAAAUUAAAAUCUCCAAUAAAACACGGAUCACAGAAUUUCUGGUUUCAGUUUCGUCUUAUUUUCAAUCAACGUUUGGUGUCAAAUCAACAUUAUUGAUCUCGUCUGUGCAUUUUGCGAGUACUUUGUUUCAACUUAUUUAUCACAUUUUGCUCUGCAAUUUUAGUUUUCAAACUCCAUUUGGGUGUCGCAAAACUCGAGUCAAUUAAGAGUUUUGGGUCUCACGUCGCUUCUUACAACCUACUUUAUCCUUCUCGAAAAAAGAAUCGUUCUAGUUUAUAGAAUCCUUGGCUUUCCUUAUCCAGCAAAAAAAAAUUUAGCCCAUAAUUUGCCUUUUUGGUUUUUUAAAAGUUUACCUCGGCAUGACAAAUGAGAAAACCAAUUUAUCUGUUCACGCUUGGAUAAACUAUCUGAGCCAGGGAAACAAAGCGAUAGCCGACAAAGCCGAAAACAACAAAGAUGACACGAACAUUGAAACAGAAACGAAGCAUAGAACGAAGAGCCGGGAAGAUCCUCCGAAGUCGGCUCGAAGACCUCGGAUUCGUUCGGCUAGCAGUCGGAAUUUUUCACAAGAAGCCAAAAUUGCACUUCAAGAUUUGGGUUUUGAAACAGACGAAGGUAAAUCGAACGUGGGUAAUUCAAGAGCCGUAUCACCGGCACAAUUUUUUGCCCCGUCAGAACCCGAAGAUUCGCCUCGGCAAAAUAUCGUAGACGACUUAAAUACCAGCCGAAACUCAGUGCCAAAAAGCGACACAGAUAGAUCCAAAUCGAUAAACACGACACGUAGCAAAACGAAUGAUCAACUGAGUUCGAAUCGUGAACACUCGAUGCCGCCUCCGCUUUCGGACAGAGAACGAAUUUACGUUCCGCUGGAGGCGAGUUACAGAUCGGAAUUGCGAAAAAUAACGAGCCGAAUGGGAGUCGAACUCGAUACUUUCAACUCGAUAAACUGCCCUCAUAUGCUGAAAACGCGACAAGGUGUUUCGUCAUCACCAACAACCCCGUUUCGGAAAAGCUCAAUUUCGUCAAUCACCGGGAAAAAUCGAACGCCACAAAUUUACGCCAAUUUGCCUUCCUGCACGAGAUGUCGACAGCAAUACUUUUCAGCUUGUUUACAAAAUAAACCGACAAAUCCGAAGUACCCAAUCGUCGAUCCGACUUACAGAAGUACGACUUCGGCGCCGAGAAAUGUUCUCGCGUUCAAUACGAGCGUGCCUCGGCGAUCGUUUGUUGAUGUUUUGCCGAGCGGGAAACAAGCCGACGCCAACAAUGUGUUCAACAGAUCACAAUCGGCGUCGCCGGCCAGACGAUUCCAGCGUUCGGAAACGAGAGCCGACGUCUCAACUAGGAAACACUCCACAAAUUUCCGAACGCCGAAUCAAACCAAACUCGUAGAGGGCGAAAAUCGACAGUUGUCACCAUUAAAAUAUCAACAAAACGCAAACAGCAAACAUCGAACAACAGUUAUUACAAAGAAAAACAUCAACAAUCAACCGGCUACUCCGAAACAACUCAGCCCAAUUAUUCAACGAAAAACAUCGGCUAAAAGUGGCCAAGCGAAGACCAAAAAGUCAAACGAGGAUGUGGUUGACAAUGGAAAAAUUUUCCCAAAUAGUUCUACUAGCAGAAAGUUCGACAAAACGAAUGCAAAAUUAGAUGAAAUUGAGCGAUUGAAGCUGCGAAAUGACAAAUCAAAAGGUUUUAGUUCUGCCAAACAAAGUAAUGAUCGGUUAAAAGUUAAAUCAGUUAUUUAUGACCGGAGAUUUGAGGAGUGGAAACGGCCUUGGGAAGAAAACGGAGAAAACGAGGAAUAUAUAGUUGAAGAAAUUCCAGAGGAACUUAAGAAACAAUCUGUGACUAAAUGCAAAGAGUGGCUUGCUCUUUGGUUUUCAACUCAAAGCUAAUAACUUGAUUAAUUAAUAAAAUCAAUGAAGUAAAUCAUGA
Symsagittifera roscoffensis is the source of this 2059-nucleotide messenger RNA. RefSeq lists its product as uncharacterized. The record is from RefSeq and is a predicted model, not a curated record. The transcript has 2 exons. Lineage: Eukaryota; Metazoa; Xenacoelomorpha; Acoela; Convolutidae. Bases 478 to 2019 code for a protein of 513 amino acids.